AGCUGGACGGAGCCGGUCCCGGUCCCCCAGCGGAGCAGCCUGCCUGGAGCGUGUACGCAGGGGCGGGGGGGGGAACACCGAGCCUUCCCCUCACGUGUGCUGAUAGAAUGCAGAGCUAGUUAUGACUAUUGGGGUGUUUUCUUAUAACGUUAAUGUUGCUCAAUGCAUAUCAGCAGCUUGGUGGCAAAAGCGGGGGCAGGAAGCACCGACGACUCUGAGGUCAACUUGAAAAUUAACGGUAUCCGUCCGGAUCCACUGUACGAUGUGCCAUGUACGCUAGUUGGAAAUGAGAAUGAAAGCCAGUCGCAACCUCCUCCUGUGCCUCUGCUCCAUGCUGGCCCUGGGGUUUCUCUACUACUCGUCAGGGAGGAUCAGCCUACGAGGCUGGGGAUACAAAUCAUUGUAUGACAAGCAAGGGUUCCUCCUGAAGCUGGAUGGUAGUCUGCCUUUGGAGCUGGUGUACAAGUAUGGGAAUCUCAGUGAGGGAGCCUGUAAGCCUGGUUUUGCUGCUGCCAAGAUGACUGCCAUUUAUCCAAAGUUCACCAAAGUGGCACCAAUGUUCCUUGAUCCAAAUUACAAACGAUUCUCCAAGAUCAGUGACUAUUUGCCUCCGUUUGGAGUAAAAUCACAAGAGAAUAUCAUAGAUAUCCUUCUGUCAGCUACUAAGAGCUAUGGCCUUGGGGAAGAACUCGACAAUAUGAGCUGUAAGACGUGCAUCAUAGUAGGGAAUGGAGGAAUCCUGGCCAACAAGUCUCUGGGACAGAAGAUUGAUGAGUUUGAUGUGGUGGUCAGGUUAAACGAGGCCCCGGUGAAAGGCUUUGAGAAAGAUGUCGGAUCCAAAACCACCAUGAGGAUCACCUACCCAGAGGGGGCCAUCCAGAAGCCAGAACACUACGAGACUCACUCCCUGUUUGUCCUCUCUGCAUUCAAAGCUCAGGACUUCAAGUGGCUCCGACACAUGGUCUUCAACCAGAGGCUGGUUCUUAUCGAUCCUGGUGGAGCCUCCUGCCAUGGUCCUGCUAGAUUGCCAUUGCCAAUACUGUUGUUGCUGUGCACCUGUCUGUCUCUCUCUGUCUCUGUCUCUGUCUCUUUCUCUCUCUCUCUCUCUCUCUCUCUCUCUCUCUCUCUCUCUCUCUCUCUCUCUCUCUCUCUCACCCCAACUGGUCGAGACAGACGACCACCCACCUAGAGCCGAAGGAUCUGUCCUAGGUUUCUGCCUUUUAACAGGCAGUUUUUCCUUGCCCUUGUCGCCAAGUGCUUGCUCAUGGUGGUACUGUUGGGUCUCUGUAAUUAAUGUUAAAGAGUUCGGUCUAGACCUGCUCUAUUUGAAAAGUGUCCUGAGUUAACUUCUGUUAUGAAUUGGUGCUAUACAAAUAGAAUUGAAUUGAAUUGAAUUUAUAACCACUUGAAGGACACCUAACCGGAAGACAGCUUGUUUUAUCACUCAGUUCCCCACCUAUUGGCCCUGGAGGGAGGGGAGAAAAUAUAAAUGUACUCCAAGAAUACCUCAGAUAUUUUUAUUACAUUGCUUGAUUUUGAUUGAUGCAGCUUUGGAGAAUUGGUGGCAACAUUUUCAGCUUUUUGCAUCUCCCAGUCAGAGGGGUGAGUGGGGAGAAAGCAGAAAGCUAGGGCUUCUUAUGGAUAUUACCAGGGUGGUCCCAGUCCUGGAUCACAUUUUAUCUCCGCUGACAGGUGGAAGCAGAGACUGUACACUGGAGCAGCUGUAUUGCUACAUCCCUAUAACCCUUUGUUGUCUACAGUGGAAAUGACACUUUUUUUUUAGCUCUAGACAUACUCUAUCACUUUUUUACACUUCAGGUCUAUUUUUUUAUUUUAUACGCACAUUUAAAGAUGCUCAUAAAAGCCACAUAUUUGAACUAUUUUUAUUGCCGUGCAUAAACCAGACAACGGAGAACAUUGCUUCUCAAACUGCUGUCUUAAUGAGUAUGAAUGAAUUUACAGGUUUAACAGUUAGCUGCAAUGUUGAAAUGAAAUGAAAGGCGACCCACACCUUCUGUAGAUAAAAACUCAUUCUAAGGUAACAAAAAUACAAUUCCUAUAUUUAGAUGAUUAUACGCUAAUGAAAACAUACUUAUGAAUGUUUUUUUUACACCGUCCUGACAUCAGAAUUGCAGAACAAUAUUUGAAACUUUUGGAAUAUAAAAAAGACAAUCCAACAAUCACAUCCACUAUACAGAGCGGCCAGGUGUUCAGAUGCAUGAAAGCAGCCAGGGAUCGAGAGAGAGAAAGACUAUGGCCUUUAGAUGAGGUUGGACACCAUGUCAUAUGAACUUCAUUAAGAACGGUGAAGUCAGUGAGUAAAGGCAGCACAGGUGUGACAUCUGACACUGCCACACAGCCUGGUUGAAUAAACAGUAAUGGUGUUAAAGGACUUUGAAGCUGAUGAGACCGGUUUCAUUUACAACAACACUUUACAACAGAAGAUCAGGUUCCCUCCCCUAGAGCCGGGGAGUGCAGACAACACAGCACUUAACGCACACACACUCACUAGUUAUGAAUGGGCAUGUGUUAGCUAGACAAAGACUGAUGGCACAGAGAUAUGGAAAGUGGCAACGUUUAUUUUUUCCACAUGAUGCAUCAAACAAUGGCUGUGAUUUCUAUUAUAAGAGAAGAAAUCAUAAAACAAGAUUAAGUGUUGUUAGCCCUGCUAGCAGCUCUGCGAAGCUGUACAUAGCUGUACUCUUGCUUUGAGCUAAAUGCUGCUAAUCAGCAUUCUAACAUGUUCACAACAACAAUAACAAUGCUAUUUGACAUGUUUACAUGUUAGUUUAGUAUGUUAGCAUUCUAACAUUUGCUCAUCAACACUAAACACCAAGUACAGAUAGGAAUGUGUUUUGCAGGUAUUUGGUCAUAAACUGAAAAACUGGACAAACUGAUAAACUGAUAGAAACGGACGGCGCAAGAUGAAAAGUUAAGCAAAGUUGUUACAAUUCAUCAUUGAGGUGUGUACGAAAUUUCUUGGCGGUCCGUUCAGUAAUUCUUUAGACAUUUUUACUGUGAACCCAAAAGGUUUAGCUAGAGGGAAAGUCAGGAUCACCAACGGUAUUAGGAUACAGUCUGGUAAACAUGAAUGUCUCUAAAAAGAAAUGUGUCAGUUCAUCCAGUACAUGUAGUAAUAUUUGACUGGAUAUUCGACUAUAUAGUUGACCUCAUACAAAUUACAUGGUUGUAAUUAUAUGCUAUAAUAGCUGUUCUUGCUGGUACCUUUACCUAGCAUGACACAAAAAUGGCAGUGUUGGUCAGUCUAUCUCUUUGGACUGAAAUAUCUCAACAACUGUUGAAAAAAUUGCCAUUAUUUUUGUAUUUAUGUAGAAUUAAAACAUGAGCUUAAAUUGGUAAAGUAUUUGUGGUACGAAAACAUAAAGUACAGGCAGGUUGUUUGUAAUUUUAGAACUCUAGAAUACCUCCAAAGUCAUUGGAAGAUAUAAAGGGCCAGAUAGAAACCUCUGUAAAUAGUUUGGGAGAUGAGUAUCACAUUUAGUUUGAAUGUAAGAAGUUAAGAAUAAUGAAUUAUAGAGAAAGAUAUCUGCCAAAUUAUUAUUUAAACUAUCCAUCUAUGUUUAUAUUGAUUUUAUCAUUACAAUCAGAAAAGCCUAAUGUUAUUUGUAAAAUUGGCGCCUUUUUGAAGAAUGUCCUUCCUUUGUGUAAGAAAGAUGUCAUAUUUGUAUAUUCUGUUUGUGCUCCAUACCAUGUGAUCGUGGUCAUGAGUUACAAAUAAAUUAAAUGAAAAUAUAUUCAUUGGAUGGAUUUUGAUGACUUUUCAUUUCAUUUCAUGACAUAAAUGGAAAUGGAAUAUAAUAUUCAUAAGUAUGUUUUCAUUACUGACAUUAAGAAUCGUUGUUUUUGUUACCUUAGAAUGAGCUAUUAUUAUCUACAGAUCAACCACCAUGUUUCUACAAACCAAACACUGGCUCUAGCUAGGGCCUUUCAUUUUCUUCAAGAGUUUCACGGCCACUGUAGUUUCUCCUAUACACUUUCCAGCCUGAUCUCAUUCCCAGGUUGUCAAACACAGAUGCGAGCGGUGUUCAGUUAGUUGCAAUUUGCAACUUUAUACUGGUCCUUUAAGUUCCUGCAGUGGAAAAAGGAAUAUAAAUUAAGUUGUGAAGAGUGAAUGAGUUGGAUACUAUUGCAGCUCUAUUUCAUGACAUAGGCUUAACUGAUUUACUGUAUAUAAACUACCGUUGCUCGAAGAAGAUUUAUCUGGAGUAAAUGUAUGUAAACAUAUUCACUGGUACUGUUAUUAAAAGGAUGUGAGAAUUGCUUGUCAUUUGAUCCCGUCUGCUGUCUGCAGAUGGUUUGCCACAGACUGUUGUGUCCUCCCAGUGCUGCCAGCAAAGCAGGGGUGUUGGGUUCCAGCUCAGAUAGAAGAGAAAAAUGGUCUCCGUCAAACAGGAUUAGCAUGCUAUCCGUCAGUGAGGAGCUUACAGUCUAACAGGGUAACAGUGCUAUGCUAGUAAGCUAAUAGCUCAUAUCAUUGCUGUUUGGUUUCUCCUGGCCCCUCACUCCAGCAUACCUGAGCGAACUUAGGCAGGUAUCCCAGUAACUGUUCAUAAAGAGCCAUCAGGACUGCUGGGCAGGCUGCUAGUAAUUAGUGAAAUGGCCCCAGGUAUACAGAUACAGGGGCUUCCUCCUCUGACUGGCUUUGUUUGCUCCGCUUGUUUUUCAUCAGUGUUUUAAUGGUGUUGACCUCUCCCCUCAGGCUUCAGCUCAGGGUAUUGCUUUCACUGUGCUGCUUAAGCACCAUCAUAUUUUCCACCCCUGUCCACUUUGCAUCUCAUCCCACCAAGUGAUGGUAAUAAGAACUGAUCACUAUUCACAGUGUCAGUAUUAAUGGUGAUUAUCCAGAAUUAACAUUUCAGAUAACAGAUACAUCUGUCAAUAAUAUCUUGUUUUGUGUUUCUUAAAGAAUGAUAUGAACUUCUUUAAUAAAUACAUAUAACUCAAAAGCAAGGAAUCUGUGUCUGUCUGUAUGUCUGACCAUCACAUGAUUCAACAACCAUUCAUCCGAUUGACUUCACACUUGGCGGGUUUAACGCCCAAUGAAGUGCAGUGUCUAUUUUGAAGCAGUUCUGUUGCACUAUAAUAACUAGGGUUGGGUACAGAACUCUGAGUACUGAUUCACAUUAAAUCAAUUGGUGCCAGAUUUCCCUACCUGAGAGUGCAUAUGGAUGAGAGAGUAGAGUACAGAGAAAAAGAGAGAGAGCUAGACUAACGUGGGGUCACCCCUGCAGCUUGUUCCAUUCACAGUGAUUUAGGGCAUGCAGGCUGUGUAAUGCAAAACGCAAAGCUGGUCAGGGCAGCAUGUCUAACUUGAGGAUACAUCUGGUCAGACACAAAAUAUAUCUCCAAGCUGAAGAAUGUAGUGUUACUGUGUUUGAUAGCCUGAAAGUCCCCCACAAGCAGCUAACAUUAGCACGCCUGUAUCUUAAUUCAGUCAGUCAGGCAUCGACAACUUCAGCAACAUCUUCAGGAACUAGGUAGUUGGAUAAGUUGUUGCUGGAGGUAACAGGGUGUUUUUCACUCUUGGUUGACAUUAGCUGACAGUUUUACUAGUCACAGUAAGCCACAGGGCUGUCAACUCGCUUUUGUUAUUACAGAGUAAAGUACCAUUGAUUACUGGUACUGAAUUCCAAGUACCGGUAUCAAAUUCAAAUUGAAUGAUACCCAACCCUAAUAUCAAUUAACUUUACGUUUGGUCUGUAACUCUUGAACGCCUUUUUGUGUCUAUAUCAGUUUUCUUUUUGAUAUUCCAUGUACUGUAGUUCUGUUAUAGCUAGCCCUCAAAGUUUGCUCAAAUGCUGUCAUAUCUGUCAUAUCUCCUAAACACUGUGCUAUUGCAAUGACAUUUGGUGGACAUACACUGAACAAAAUUAUAAACGCAACACUUUUGUUUUUGCCCCCAUUCAUCACGAGCUGAACUCAAAGAUCUAAGACUUUCUCUAUGUACACAAAAGGCCUAUUUCUCUCAAAUAGUAUUCACAAAUCUGUCAAAAUGUUUGUUAGUGAGCACUUCUCCUUUGCCGAGAUAAUCCAUCCACCUCACAGGUGUGGCAUAUCAAGAUGCUGAUCAGACAGCAUGGGUAUUGCACAGGUGUGCCUUAGGCUGGCCACAAUAAAAGGCCACUCGAAAAUGUGCAGUUUCACUGUAUUAGGGGAGUCCGGGGGGGGGGGUCCGGAAACCAGUCAGUAUCUGGUGUGACCACCAUUUGCCUCACGCAUUUCAACACAUCUCCUUCGCAUAGAGUUGAUCAGGUUGUUGAUUGUGGCCUGUGGAAUGUUGGUCCACUCCUCUUCAAUGGCUGUGCGAAGUUGCUGGAUAUUGGCAGGACCUGGAACAUGCUGUCGUAUACGUCAAUCCACAGCAUCCCAAACAUGGGAUUCAUCCGUGAAGAAAACACCUCUCCAAAGUGCCAGAAGCCAUCGAGUGUGAGAAUUUGCAAGUCGGUUACGACGACGAACUGCGGUCAGGUUGAGACCCCGAUGAGGACGACAAGCAUGCAGAUGAGCUUCCCUGAGGCGGUUCCUGACAGUUUGUGCAGAAAUUCUUUGGUUAUGCAAACCGAUUGUUGCAGCAGCUGUCCGGGUGGCUGGUCUCAGACGAUCUUGGAGGUGAAGAUGCUGGAUGUGGAGGUCCUGGGCUGGUGUGGUUACACGUGGUCUGCGGUUGUGAGGCCGGCUGGAUGUACUGCCAAAUUCUCUGAAACGCCUUUGGAGACGGCUUAUGGUAGAGAAAUGAACAUUUAAUUCACAGGAAACAGCUCUGGUGGACAUUCCUGCAGUCAGCAUGCCAAUUACACGCCCCCUCAAAACUUUAAAAAAAUUAGGUUAAUAGGUCGUUCUGUAGCAGCUAUACUACAAA
Dicentrarchus labrax (European seabass) is the source of this 6880-nucleotide messenger RNA. RefSeq names its product ST3 beta-galactoside alpha-2,3-sialyltransferase 3a (gene st3gal3a). The record is from RefSeq and is a predicted model, not a curated record. The coding region runs from base 287 to 1189 and encodes 300 amino acids. NCBI's taxonomy places the organism in Eukaryota, Metazoa, Chordata, Actinopteri, Moronidae. Gene Ontology annotation, molecular function: sialyltransferase activity. The transcript is spliced from 9 exons.